AUGAAAGUCAUCCCUAUUCCAGAUACAAAAGAAGUUGAACCUGCGAAAAUACUUCCAGUGGUUAAACAACAGGGUGUAACCUUAAAACACUUGAUCACAACACACCAUCAUCAUGAUCAUUCUGGAGGUAAUGAAAAAUUGGUUUCACUACUUCCAGGUUUGAUAGUUUAUGGUAGCGAUGAUCGAAUCCCAGCAUUGACUCAUGCUGUAAAAGAUGGAGAAGAAUUUAAAAUUGGAAAUAUUUCAGCAAAAGCACUCUUCACGGUUUGUCACACAUCGGGAAGUGUUAGUUAUUAUUUACAAGAUAAAGACGAUAAAGCCGUCUUUACUGGUGAUACAUUGUUCAUUGGUGGUUGUGGAAAAUUUUUUGAGGGCACCGCUGAACAAAUGCAUAAUUCUUUGAUCAACGUCCUCGGUAAUUUACCUCAGGAUACUAAAGUUUAUUGUGGUCACGAGUAUACAGCUAGUAAUCUUAGAUUUGCUGAAACAAUUGAACCCGAGAAUAAAUUUCUUAAAGAGAAAUCUCAUUGGGUAUCAAAAAAUCCCCAAACUGUACCCAGUACAAUUGGUGAUGAAUUAAAAUUUAAUCCAUUUAUGAGAGUUAAUGAGGAUAGUGUGAAAAAAGCAACUGAACAAAAGGAUCCUGUUGAGGUUAUGAGAGUUUUGAGAGAAAUGAAAAAUAAUUUCAGAUGA
Molecule: messenger RNA, 693 nt
Organism: Diversispora eburnea
Lineage: Eukaryota; Fungi; Glomeromycota; Glomeromycetes; Diversisporales; Diversisporaceae
Source: the annotation of a GenBank genome assembly